AUGAUUCAAGUACUGAAUCCCUUUAAAUUUCUUCAAUUCAAGACUUCUUCUUUCUUCCGAAUCAUUCCAAAACCCUUAAUUUCCUUCCAACCUCAAAGUACAAGUUUAAUGAAGAAACCUAUAGUGAUCAAAGUUAGGGCAAAUGCUAGAAAAGAAAGUGCUAAAAUUCGAAACAGAAAGAUGCAGAAAAAGUUUAAUGGCACAACAACGCAUCCAAGACUUUCGGUAUUUUGCUCGGAUAAGCAAUUGUAUGCAAUGCUCGUAGAUGACCAAAAUAAGAAGUGUUUAUUCUAUGGAAGUACGCUGCAGAAAUCGUUCCGAGAAAAUCCUUCGUGUAGCACUGCUGAAGCUGCUCAACGUGUUGGGGAGGCUCUUGUGAAAGCCUGUGUUGAUCUCAACAUAAAUGAAAUAUCAUUCUACGAUCGCAAUGGAUUCGGUCGCGGAGAAAGGCUAAAUGCCUUUGAGAUUGCCAUUUCCAAUUAUGGAUUCUUGUCUAGAUAG
Lathyrus sativus (Indian pea) is the source of this 501-nucleotide messenger RNA. Lineage: Eukaryota; Viridiplantae; Streptophyta; Magnoliopsida; Fabales; Fabaceae. The record is from the annotation of a GenBank genome assembly.